Cyclopterus lumpus (lumpfish) is the source of this 1300-nucleotide messenger RNA. It is a transcript of the gene ggcta, whose product is annotated as gamma-glutamylcyclotransferase a. NCBI's taxonomy places the organism in Eukaryota, Metazoa, Chordata, Actinopteri, Perciformes, Cyclopteridae. The record is from RefSeq and is a predicted model, not a curated record. Gene Ontology annotation, molecular function: gamma-glutamylcyclotransferase activity.
UAUCUUCAUUUAAAAAAUAAAAAAAAAGUCGUAUGCUGCUACGACGUACAAUCAUAUCCACCGUAGUUGAUAUGAAAGUCGCCGGUUUUAUGUUUAUGAAUGAGUGACGAAUCUGCGGACAAAGGCACCAACACUGCUGACGUGAGGCGAGCAGGUGGAUCAGGGAACCCGCGAGUUGGAGCACCAGUUGGGACGUAACAGCGGCCGGUCUCCGCCUCGACGGGCAACAAGCAUUGAGAACCUUUCGGACACCAACAUCCAUACAUUAAUAUAGAACAAUAUUAUUUAUAUGCCGAGAUCGCGGUAGUCGUCCAGCCGACGGAACCACUGGAUAUCAAAAGAUGUCCGACGGUCGCUUCAUGUAUUUCGCUUUCGGAAGUAACUUGUUGAAGGAAAGACUGCAGCUGGCAAACCCGUCUGCGACCUUUCACUCCACCGGAAGACUAAAGGACCAUGAAUUAAACUUUGGCCUGUAUGAGGAAAAUGUGGACAGCAUUUGGCAUGGUGGAGUGGCCACCAUCAGUUCCUGUCCAGGGGCAGAAGUGUGGGGGGUAAUCUGGACUUUGAGCAUUAAGGAUCUCCCAAGUCUAGACAAACAGGAAGGGGUGAAUAAGGGAAUAUACUCUCCGCUGGAGGUUUCAGUGGAAAGUGACAAAGGACUCAUAUUCUGCAGGACUUAUCAGAUGAAACAUGUCUACGCCUGCCCUCCCUCUCCUCAGUACAAACAGGUGGUUUGUCUGGGUGCAAAGCAGAAUGGACUCCCAGGGGAAUACCUGAGGAGGCUGGAGGCCAUUCAAACCAACAACUACAGCGGCCCCCUCAAUGCUUGAUAAAAUCAGAAAGACCAGGAGAAGAUCAGAAGUAGAGCUUAAAGUUCACAUUUCUGGAAGGUAGACAUCAUUUGACAAAAACAACCUCCUUUUAGUAGCUAUUCUAAGAAGAUAAAGAGCAACAAUCAAAUAGACUGAAGAGUAGUUUUUAAGGUUAUUAAUUCACUAACCUUCUGGCAGUUUCUGGCCCUUUUAAACUUUUUGUCAAACAUUUCUGCGGUUAGAAUUGAGAAACUCUGUUAUGAAGUUAAAUUGGCACCAUUGAUUGACCAGAAGUUAGUAGUGCAUGAAGGUAAUAAUGAGACUUUGGCUGGGCACAACAUAUAACGUAUAUUGUCUUUAUUUCCAGCUGCCUGUAAACUAUUUAUGCAAUUCAUUUUUGAGCUAACACAAUGGAAGACUAAAUGCAUGUGACCGGCUUACAUUUGUUUAGUUCAGGGGAAUAAUAAACACUGAUGAAAGACCCUGAA